AUGUCAAGUAAGAAACGAGGAAGAACGAAAAAUUCUGAGCGUGUUGAACCGGGUAGUUGGGAGUGCACUGUAUGUACAUAUCGGAAUAGAUAUGAGGCAUUUAAAUGCGAGAUGUGCGAUACAAGGAAAGGCACAUCGACUAGAAAGCCAAGAUUGAAUCAAAAUGUUGUCCAACACCACACGGUGGUUGAGAAAUUCGUUGUUCAGCAAAGUCUGGCUGAAAAACCGAAGAGGAAGUACGGUAGAGUGUCUUUGGAUCAUGCUACAGACUCGCCAUCGACUUCUCGGCUUUCCCCUGAGAGCACGUCGUCAGGAUCAGCUGUCAGCAAACUGGCCCCUCGGAAGAGAAUUGGUAGUCGAAAGAUGCUGUUUUUGAGUGACUCGCUUAUUAUUCGAUCAUCUGCCAAAAAACGUAUGGUAAGCGUGAAAGGAGUAACAGCGUGCAUCACCGAAUUUAGGCCGAGGAACGAGGCUGAAAGUAAUUUCCGAGACUCACAAAGCCCUUCCAAGAACCUGACGUUAACCUUAAGCCCUGGAAAAAGUUAUAACUGUAAAAAAGAAAUAGCAACUUGA
Enterobius vermicularis (human pinworm) is the source of this 573-nucleotide messenger RNA. NCBI's taxonomy places the organism in Eukaryota, Metazoa, Nematoda, Chromadorea, Rhabditida, Oxyuridae. The record is from the annotation of a GenBank genome assembly.